AUGGACGCCGUGAGCGAAAUCGCGUCGUCGAGCGCGCUCGCGGGCGCGCUCGCGGGGCCGCUGGGCAUCGCUCGAGGGACGGAGGCGACGGCGGCGACGGAGACGACGGCGGCGAGCGCGCGCGCGAACGAGGGCGCCGACGCCGACGACGCCGACGACGCCGACGACGCCGACGACGCCGGAACGCGAGCGCUGGAGAGUCAAGGGCGCAUAGUCUCGCUGCUGGCGAGUUUUGAGCGCGGGACGCCGAUGAUGGCGCUGUUCUUGAUGAUUUUCUUUUAUAAACACUUCGCGCAGCUCGCGUUCGUGGGGUGGUUGACGUACGCGCUGCUGCGGGCGAACGGACGGACGGUGACGGAGGUGGCGAAAAGAGAGGCGAGGAAGGUGGCGGACGUGGGAGCGGUGAUGGUGGCGCUGCUCGCGCACUUGCUCGUCGUGUGGACGAUGACACCGACCGGGCGACGGGCGCGAGGGAUGUUUCAGGAACCGGCGGGAUUUUGGACGUGCGCGUUUGACGUCGCGGCGCUCGAUUUGUGCGCGAGCGCGUGCUGA
Molecule: messenger RNA, 552 nt
Organism: Ostreococcus lucimarinus CCE9901
Lineage: Eukaryota; Viridiplantae; Chlorophyta; Mamiellophyceae; Mamiellales; Bathycoccaceae
Exons: 2
Coding region: 1-552 (183 amino acids)
Source: RefSeq, a predicted model, not a curated record